This is a messenger RNA of Micromonas pusilla CCMP1545, 1032 nucleotides long. It is a transcript of the gene GPX1, whose product is annotated as glutathione peroxidase. Gene Ontology annotation, biological process: response to oxidative stress. NCBI's taxonomy places the organism in Eukaryota, Viridiplantae, Chlorophyta, Mamiellophyceae, Mamiellales, Mamiellaceae. The record is from RefSeq and is a predicted model, not a curated record. Gene Ontology annotation, molecular function: glutathione peroxidase activity. The transcript has a single exon.
CGAUGCACGCGUUCCGCGCCGCCGUGAGCGCCCCCAUCCGGGGCGCGCUCGCCGCGAACUCCCGCACCGUCGGGCGUUCGACGUCCCGUCGCUCCGUCGCGACGCGCGCGGCGUCGUCCAUUCACGACUUCACGCUCAAGACCCUCGGCGGGGGCACGAGAGAAUCCCCCGUCGACGGCGCGGCGCUCCCGCUGUCGCAGUUCAAGGGCAAGGUCGUUUUGAUCAACAACGUCGCGACCAUGUGAGGCACGACCGUCAGGGACUUCAUUCAGUUGAACGCCCUGGCGGAGAAGUACGGCGACGACCUCGUCAUCCUCGGCGUGCCCUCGAACCAGUUCGGCCAUCAGUGCUACGACAAGGACUUCGAGCUUCUCAACACGCUCAAGCACGUGCGCCCGGGGGACGGAUACGUCCCGAAGUUUACCAUCACGGAGAAGAUGGAAGUCAACGGGGAGAACGAGCACGCGUUCUGGACGUACCUGAAGUCCUGCAUCCCGUACCCCGCGGACGACCGCGGCGGCACCGGCGCGGAUUUCAUCUACCAGACGCAGCCGAACUCGAUGCCGAUCCAGUGGUCGCCCGUGCGGCGCUCGGACGUGACGUGGAACUUUGAGAAGUUUCUCAUCGGGAAGGACGGCGUCCCGGCGAAGCGGUUCUCGCCCAAGCUCGAGAACGCGGCGCUGACCGCGGACAUCGACGCGCUCAUCAAGGCGUAAUCGAGUCGUUCGCGCGUCGACGGCCUCGACGGCGCCCGGGGCUCGGGGACGGCAGCUUUUCUUUCAGCACUUCGUCGAAAGAGAAAAGUGAAAAAAUAAAAGUUCCCGCGCGAUCGGGGACGAGCGAGCGCGCGCGCGUUCGCCACGUGACGAGCGACGAGUUAAACGCCGGAUACGCGUCCGGUUUUCGUCGCUUCGAUGCACGCGAACGCGCGACGCGCACGUCCCCGCCCAUCGCACCCCGGGCGACGCGGUCGAUUAAUUCAAUCAACGUGUAACGCACGAUUAAUAAGCUCGUACGAGUACUCGUACAACC